AUGGGUGUCAAUAUUGAAGUUCUCCAACAGGGUAACGGUGUUAAGCCACCACAAGGUGACAUCGUCACAGUACACUAUACUGGAAAACUAGAAGAUGGAACCGUUUUCGAUACUUCCUAUAAGCGUGGAGUUCCCUACGAAUUUGUUCUUGGUAGAAAUAGUGUUGGAGAAACUUCUAUACUUACAAUCAGCCCAGUUUAUAGAUUAAACUCUGCUCUAUCUAUAUCUAACUCAAGUUUAUCAUCUAUAAAAAAACUAAAUAUAACAAAUACAGAUUUUGGUUAUGGUGAGAGUGGAUUCGGAGGUAUCAUUCCAGCAAACAGCACAUUAAUAUUUGAAGUUAAAUUACUUGAAUUUAGACCACUCAAUAACUAUUAG
Messenger RNA from Heterostelium album PN500, 378 nucleotides. RefSeq names its product FKBP-type peptidyl-prolyl cis-trans isomerase. Bases 1 to 378 code for a protein of 125 amino acids. The record is from RefSeq and is a predicted model, not a curated record. Gene Ontology annotation, molecular function: peptidyl-prolyl cis-trans isomerase activity. The transcript has 4 exons. Lineage: Eukaryota; Evosea; Eumycetozoa; Acytosteliales; Acytosteliaceae.